AUGGCCGCCGCUUUCGAUGAGGAAGACCUCGCUAUCCCCCUCCCUUCCGAUCGCGAUCGUCGUGAGAGAAGGCCACCCCAGAACCAGAACCCCGCCGCCAUGGCUAUGCCGCCUUCAAAGUCCACUGGGAAACCGGAAGAUCCGUUGCAGUCACCCUCAACCACACGAGACAUGCAGCGCCUCGACCAGUACCAGACCAUUCGGGUGCUGGGCGAGGGGUCCUUUGGAAAAGUGAAGCUCGCCAUUCAUCAGCCCAGUGGUCGCCAGGUAGCUCUGAAAAUUAUCUCGCGACGCAAGCUGUUAUCUCGGGAUAUGGUUGGUCGCGUGGAGCGUGAAAUUCAGUAUUUGCAAUUGCUGCGACACCCUCACAUCAUCAAACUCUAUACCGUGAUUGCGACCAAGAGCGAUAUCGUCAUGGUGUUGGAGUAUGCGGAACGUGAGUUGUUUGACUACCUUGUGCGGAAGGGACGAUGCGGCGACGAUGAGGCACGGAAGUUUUUCCAACAAAUUAUCUGUGCGGUUGAGUACUGCCAUCGACACAAAAUCGUUCACCGUGACCUGAAGCCCGAGAACUUGCUCAUCGACAACCAAAAGAAUGUGAAGAUUGCGGAUUUCGGAUUGAGUAAUAUUAUGACGGACGGCAACUUCCUCAAGACCAGCUGCGGUAGUCCCAACUAUGCAGCACCGGAGGUCAUCUCUGGAAAGCUCUAUGCGGGCCCCGAAGUGGACGUGUGGAGUUGUGGAGUGAUCUUGUAUGUCCUGUUGGUCGGUCGUCUGCCCUUUGACGACGACUAUAUCCCCGCCCUCUUCAAGAAGAUUGCCGCGGGUACUUUCCACAUUCCCGGAUACAUCUCAUCUGGGGCAGCUCGUUUAAUCCGGGCAAUGCUUCAGGUCCAUCCCGUUCACCGAAUCACCAUUCCUGAGAUCAGAUUAGACCCAUGGUUUACCAAGAACCUCCCCUCAUACUUGGAGCCACCCCCCGAAGAGUUCAUCGCGCCAGGAGUUGAUCCAAAGAAGGUCGAUAACGGAAAGCUUGAUCCCGCAAAACCGGCACCGGUACAACACAAGAUCCACACGAUUGCCGUCUCGAAGCUUGAAAGAAGCAUGGGAUACGGCAAGGAGGACAUCGAAGAAGCACUGAGACACCCAGAGCCCAGCGCAAUCAAAGAUGCAUUCUCCAUCGUCGUCGAGAAUGAAAUGAUGCAGACUAACUCACCCACGGAAGAUAACAUACUCGCCCAGAAUGUGCAACCGAGAGGAGCUGCACCUUCAUCCUCAGACAGAGCUUCCGCCCCGAGGCAUCCACCGCAGUCUGCAGCUGCACGACAAAGAGCCACCAGCGUGUCGCACCGCAGAGCCUCGGAAGAACCCCAUCCAGAAGCCGGGGAACCUCGCAUCAGCCACGUUCGAAUCCUCCCCACGAGUUUACCGUAUGUGCACGAGCAGCUCAUGGAGCAGCGCGAACACGAGCGGAGAGCACGCAACGAAAUGCUUGAACAGCGACGCCAGGAAGGCCUCGACCUUGACCAUCCAAGCCAGGCUGCUUACCGGGACAUGUCUCCAGAGGAGCAAGCUGCUACUGCUCGGGCAUUGAAACCUCACGCACGCAGCGUUGUUGACUUGGAUAAACUUCGCUUCGAGCCGCCAACCGGCCAACCGGUCGAAAAACAACCUAAGAGAAGCCGCAAGUGGCAAUUCGGCAUCCGUUCACGAAACCAGCCCUACGAGGCUAUGCUAUAUCUGUACCGGGCGAUUGCUGCCCAGGGUGGUCUGUGGGAUAUCCAACCCGCUGAAUCAGGCACCAAUAUCGGCCCCGAUGCAAUCCCAUCCGAUAAAUCCAAACCCCUACAGAGCAAAUAUCCCGACCUCCCAUCAGACUACUACAUCCCCAAAGACCCAUGGUUCAUCCGUGCCCGACUAUUAAAGGAAGGCAUUAAAGCCCCUGGUGCGGGCAACACAAGCGUCUACAACAGCCGCAGUGACCUCGAAGAACUCCGCCGUCGCUUCAACAUCUCCGGCCUCUCCGUGCCCACCGAAGACCGCCACCACCAGUCCUCCGCACCAGACAGCGGUCUUGCCUCCGGUGCAUCAUCUGCCGCAGGCCCAACCGGUCUCCCCCACAUCACCUACGGCGUCUGGGUCUUCCUGGACAUCCAGCUCUACCAACUCGAAGAAAACAACUACAUGGUCGACUUCAAGUGCGACGGAUACCAGAAUGUGAUCCGGCCCGAGGGCGAUACAGAGUGGCAUCCUAUCAGCAAGCGUUUCAUGAACAAGGAGAAGGAGGUUACAAGCCCUUACCCCUUCCUUGACGUGGCCUCUGAUCUCGUUGCCCAGCUGGCUGUGGCUAGUUGA
Messenger RNA from Penicillium salamii, 2355 nucleotides. Lineage: Eukaryota; Fungi; Ascomycota; Eurotiomycetes; Eurotiales; Aspergillaceae. The record is from the annotation of a GenBank genome assembly.